This is a messenger RNA of Ananas comosus (pineapple), 1880 nucleotides long. Its product is annotated as inositol-3-phosphate synthase-like. Gene Ontology annotation, cellular component: cytoplasm. Gene Ontology annotation, molecular function: inositol-3-phosphate synthase activity. The record is from RefSeq and is a predicted model, not a curated record. Gene Ontology annotation, biological process: inositol biosynthetic process; phospholipid biosynthetic process. Lineage: Eukaryota; Viridiplantae; Streptophyta; Magnoliopsida; Poales; Bromeliaceae.
UUCCAAUUUGGAAAUAUGUUUAUAGAGAGGUUUAGGGUGGAGAGCGAGAGGGUGAGGUACGGGGACGACGCGAUCGAGUCGGUGUACGACUACGAGACCACGGAGCUGGUGCACGAGAACCGGGGCGGAUCCUACCAAUGGAUCGUGCGGCCCAAAACCGUCCGAUACCGGUUCAAGACCGACACACGUGUACCCAAGCUCGGGGUGAUGCUUGUGGGAUGGGGUGGGAAUAACGGUUCCACCUUAACAGCGGGAAUCAUUGCGAACCGAGAGGGAAUAUCAUGGGUGACCAAAGAUAAGGUGCAACAAGCCAACUAUUUUGGAUCCUUGACUCAAGCUUCCACCAUUAGGGUUGGGAGCUUCAAUGGAGAGGAAAUUUAUGCCCCUUUCAAGAGCCUCCUCCCCAUGGUUAAUCCGGAUGAUAUUAUAUUCGGGGGGUGGGACAUAAGCAGCAUGAACCUGGCCGACGCGAUGGCGCGCGCCAAGGUGCUGGACAUAGACCUGCAGAAGCAGCUCAGGCCCUACAUGGAGUCUAUGGUGCCCUUGCCCGGAAUCUACGAUCCGGAUUUCAUCGCCGCGAACCAAGGCUCGCGUGCCAACAACGUGAUCAAGGGCACCAGGAAGGAGCAGGUCGAUCAAGUCAUCAAGGACAUCAGGGAGUUCAAGGAGAAGAACAAGGUGGACAAGGUGGUGGUCCUGUGGACCGCGAACACCGAGAGGUACAGCAAUGUUAUCGUCGGAUUGAACGACACCACGGAGAAUCUUUUAGCUUCGCUGGAGAAGAACGAGUCCGAGAUUUCGCCCUCCACAUUGUAUGCAUUGGCAUGCGUCCUCGAGAAUGUGCCGUUCAUCAACGGAAGCCCGCAAAACACCUUUGUGCCUGGGUUGAUUGAUUUGGCUAUCAAGAGGAACAGUCUCAUCGGAGGCGACGACUUCAAGAGCGGGCAGACAAAGAUGAAGUCUGUUCUGGUGGAUUUCCUUGUAGGGGCUGGUAUUAAGCCCACCUCAAUUGUGAGCUACAACCAUUUGGGCAACAACGACGGCAUGAACCUCUCUGCGCCGCAAACCUUCCGCUCGAAGGAGAUCUCAAAGAGCAAUGUGGUGGACGACAUGGUCUCGAGCAACGGCAUCCUUUACGAGCCAGGAGAGCACCCUGACCAUGUCAUUGUGAUCAAAUAUGUGCCUUAUGUUGGGGACAGCAAAAGAGCUAUGGAUGAGUACACUUCAGAGAUAUUCAUGGGGGGGAAGAACACUAUAGUUCUCCACAACACUUGUGAGGACUCCCUUUUGGCUGCGCCAAUUAUACUUGAUUUGGUGCUUUUGGCUGAGCUUAGCACUAGGAUUCAGCUUAAAGCCGAGGGAGAGGAGAAGUUCCACUCCUUCCAUCCAGUGGCUGCUAUCUUAAGUUACCUCAGCAAGGCCCCCCUGGUCCCACCGGGCACGCCAGUGGUGAAUGCACUCGCGAAGCAGAGGGCCAUGCUCGAGAACAUAAUGAGGGCCUGCAUCGGACUCUCACCGGAGAACAACAUGAUCCUCGAGUACAAGUGAUAUCUGAAUCUGAACACGAGCCUGAAAAACAAGAAGGGUUCGAACUUCAAUCGGAUAGACGAGGGGGAUUACCUACUACUCUUUUUCUGUAGCGUGAAUUGGUGUUUUUGUUAUUGCUCUUUGCCUGUUGUUCUGCAUGUGUUAGUUGGUGGCAGUUGGGUGUUUAUUGUGUGGCUCUGCACUGAGUUGCUGAUGCCUUUCGAUAGAUCAUGCAAAUUCCCAUGUAUCUUCUUCUUCUUCUUUUUCUUCUUCUAGCUUCUAAUGAAAAGGUCUGAUCGCGCCUUAUUUAGUACUGCAAUGCAAGUAGAUGGCCUUUUUUGGUUCAAAUGUUU